Messenger RNA from Marchantia polymorpha subsp. ruderalis, 1396 nucleotides. NCBI's taxonomy places the organism in Eukaryota, Viridiplantae, Streptophyta, Marchantiopsida, Marchantiales, Marchantiaceae. The record is from the annotation of a GenBank genome assembly.
GAGUUCAGGGAUCUAAGCUCAAUAACUAGUACUGAGAGCUCGAUUCGCAUUGAGCUACGAGUAUCAUGCCUACGAGAGCUGUGGUCGGGAUGUUGGUCCUCACCAUUAUGGCUGCACAUUGCGCAGCAGAACAGUGCGGUAAGCAGGCCAAUUUCGCCCUCUGCGGUGAUGGUAACUGCUGCAGUGAGUGGGGAUGGUGUGGGCUUGGAGAUUCUUACUGUGGAAGUGGAUGUCAAAGUGGGCCCUGCAGUAGUGGUGGUGGAGGUUCCCUAAGAGAUAUCCUCAGCAAAAGCGUAUUCGAAAAGAACUUCCCCAACAGGAACAGAUUCUAUACUUACGAAUCGCUCAUCAAUGCUGCCAAAAGCUUCUCUUCAGCAGGCUUGGGAACCACAGGCGACACUAACACGAGGAAGAAAGAGAUUGCUGCUUUCCUGGCACAUAUCGAACAUGAAACUGGUGGAUUGGUAUUCAUAGAAGAGCAGAAGCCCCAAAACAAAUACUGCGAUAUUCAGAACCAGAACCCAUAUCGAUGCGCUCCUGGCAAGAGCUACCAUGGACGAGGCCCGAUGCAGCUUUCCUGGAACUACAACUAUGGAGCAUGCGGGGCUGCCAUCAACGAAGGCAUUCUCGCACAACCAGAGCGUGUGGCACAAGAUGCCACCAUAGCUUUCAAAACAGCCAUCUGGUUUUGGUCUACACAACAAUGGAACAAACCAUCGUGCCACGCAGUCAUGACGGGAAGCUGGAGCCCAUCGUCCGCUGACAACGCAGCCAACAGACGCCCAGGCUUCGGAGUCACGAUCAACAUCAUCAAUGGCGGACUCGAGUGCAACAAGAAUUCGGCCGAAGCAGACAGACGUGUGCAGUACUACAAAAAAUUCUGCUCACUCUUCGGUGUAGACCCCGGGCAGAACUUGGACUGCCGAAGCCAGAAGCCCUUCGGUUGAUCAUUUCAUGAAGAGGUCAUUACAUCAAGUUCAGUAUGAAGAAGAAAAAGAGAUGCAACCUUGUGUGGCCACAUCUGUCGAACCGUCGACAGCCUUUCCAUUUCAUAUUUCUAUUGUAGUGAGUUUUGGGCUGACUUCGACUUUCUAUGGUUAAGAACUGUUUUCGAGAGUGAGUGAUUUGUGGGGCUGGACUGGUGGGAUUUUGAGAAUAUUUAGACCCACUAGCUGCGGUCUUUAAUUAGAUUGUAGCAUAGAGUUGAAGACCAGCCGUGAUAGGAAUUGCAAGCUAGCUAGGCCUGUAAGAACUCGAAGACUAGCAUGAGGAACGUAUGUGGUAGAUACUCAUCCUACUACAGUAUUCCUGUAAACAUCAACGAAGCCUAUAUUUCCGUUCGAUAAUUACAAGUUUGACACGAGACGUACCACCAGUUGGUAGAAACUCUCAACAU